CGCCUCCGCCUCCGGUGCACAUUAAAGAUCCAAAGUCAUGACUGACUCCAAGUAUUUCACAACCAAUAAAAAAGCAGAAAUAUUUGAACUAAAAGCUGAACUCAACAAUGAAAAGAAAUAAAAGAGAAAGGAGGCUGUGAAGAAAGUGACUGCUGUUAUGACCAUGGGGAAGGAUGCUAGUUCUGUCUUUCCAGACAUAGUGAACUGUAUGCAGACUGACAAUCUGAAACUAAAGAAGCUUGUGUGUCUCUACUUGAUGAACUAUGCCAAGAGUCAGCCAGACAUGGCCAUCAUAGAUGUAAAUAGCUUUGUGAAGGACUGUGAAGAUCCUAAUCCUUUGAUUCGAGCCUUGGCAGUCAGAACCAUGGGGUGCAUCUGGGUAGACAAAAUUACAGAAUAUCUCUGUGAGCCCCUCCUCAAGUGCUUGGAGGAUGAGGAUGCCUAUGUUCGGAAAACAGCAGCAGUAUGCGUGGCAAAACUCCAUGAUAUCAACGCCCAAAUGGUGGAAGAUCAGGGAUUUUUGGAUUCUCUACGGGGUCUCAUAGCAGAUUCAAAUCCAGUGGUGGUGGCUAAUGCUGUAGCAGCAUUAUCUAAAAUCAGUGAGUCUCACCCAAACAGCGACUUACUCAAUCUGAACACACAGAACAUUAAUAAGCUGCGGACAGCCCUGAAGAAGUGCACUGGGGGCCAGAUUUUCAUCCUGGACUGCCUGUCUAAUUAUAACCCUAAAGAUGAUCAGAAGGCUCAGAGCAUCUGUGAGCGGGUAACUCCCCAGCUAUCCCAUGCCAACUCAGCAGUGGUGCUUUCAGCGGUAAAAGUCCUAAUGAAGUUUCUAGAAUUGUUACCUAAGGAUUCUGACUACUACAAUAUGCUGCUGAAGAAUUUAGCCCCUCCACUUGUCACUUUGAUGUCUGGGGAGUCAGAAGUGCAGUGUGUCUCCCUGAGGAACAUCAACUUAAUUGUCCAGAAAAGCCCUGAAAUCUUGAAGCAGGAAAUCAAAGUCUUCUUUGUGAAGUACAAUGAUCCCAUCUAUGUUAAACUAGAGAAGUUGGACAUCAGGAUUCAUUUGGCAUCACAAGCCAACAUUGCUCAGGUUCUGGCAGAACUGAAGGAAUAUGCCACAGAGGUGAAUGUUGACUUUGUUCGAAAAGCAGUGUGGGCCAUUGGACGGUGUGCCAUCAAGGUGGAGCAAUCUGCAGAGCACUGUGUAAGCACAUUGCUUGAUCUAAUCAAGACCAAAGUGAAUUAUGUGGUCAAAGAAGUGAUUGUUGUCAUCAGGGACAUCUCCCGCAAAUACUCCAACAAGUAUGAAAGUAACAUUGCCACUCUAUGUGAGAACUUAGACUCGCUGGAUGAGCCAGAUGCUUGAGUGGCUAUGAUUUGGAUUGUGGGAGAAUAUGCUGAAAGAAUUGACAAUGCAGAUGAGUUACUAGAAAGCUUCCUGGAGGGUUUUCAGGAUGAAAGCACCCAGGUGCAACUCACUCUGCUUACUGCCAUAAUGAAGCUGUUUCUCAAGAAACCACCAGAAACACAGGAGCUAGUCCAUCAGAUGUUGACUUUGGCAACACAGGAUUCUGAUAAUCCUGACCUUCGAGAAUAGGGCUAUACUUAUUGGGCUCUUCUCUCAACUGACCCUGUCACGGCUAAAGAAGUAGUCUUGUCUGAGAAGCCACUGAUCUCUCAGGAGACGGAACUUAUUGAGCCAACUGCGUUGGAGGAACUAAUCUGCCACAUUGGUUCUUUGGCCUCUGUGUAUCAUAAGUCUUCCAAUGCUUUUGUGGAAGGAAGUCAUGGAAUCCAUCAUAAACACUUGCCAAUUUAUCAUGGGAGCACUAAUGCAGGUGACAGCCCUGUUGGCACCACCACCACAAUGAACCUGGAACAGCCUCAGGUUAUCCCCUCUCAAGGUGAUCUUCUGGGGAGUCUUUUAAACCUUGACCUCAGUUUCCCAGUCAAUGUGCCACAGGUGUCCUCCAUGCAGAUAGGAGCAGUGGAUCUCUUAGGAGGAGGACUAGAUAGUCUGGUGGGACAAUCCUUCAUCCCAUCAUCAGUGCCUGCAACCUUUGCCCCUUCACCUACACCUGCUGUGGUCAGAAGUGGACUGAAUGACCUGUUAGAAUUCUCCACAGGGGUAGGCAUGGCACCCAGUGGGUAUGUGGCUCCUAAGGCUGUCUGGCUACCUGCAGUAAAGGCUAAAGGCUUGGAGAUUUCAGGAACAUUUACUCACUGUCAAGGGCACAUCUAUAUGGAAAUGAACUUCACCAAUAAAGCUCUGCAGCAUAGGAUGGAUUUUGGAAUCCAGUUUAAUGGUGUCAUCCCCAGCACUCUGGCCAUCCAUACACCACUGAUGCCAAACCAGAGCAUUGAUGUCUCCCUGCCUGUCAACACCUUGGGCUCAGUCAUGAAGAUGGAACCUCUGAAUAGCCUGCAGGUGGCUGUGAAAAACAAUAUCGAUGUCUUCUACUUCAGCUGCCUCAGCCCUCUCAAUGUGCUUUUUGUAGAAGAUGGCGAAAUGGAGCACCAGGUCUUCCUUGCAACAUGGAAGACUAUUCCCAAUGAAAAUGAACUUCAGUUUAAGAUUAAGGAAUGUCAUUUAAAUGCUGACACUGUCUCCAGCGAGUUGCAAAACAGUAAUGUUUAUACCAUUGCCAAGAGGAAUGUGGAAGGGCAGGACAUUCUGUACCAAUUCCUGAAGCUAACUAAUGGCAUUUGGAUUUUGGCCGAGCUACGUAUGCAGCCAGGAAACCCCAAUUAUACACUGUCACGGAAGUGUAGAGCUCCUGAAGUCUCUCAAUACAUCUAUCAGGUCUACAACAGCAUUUUGAAAAACUAACAAGACUGGUCCAGUACCCUCCAAUCAUGCUGUGAU
This is a messenger RNA of Pongo pygmaeus (Bornean orangutan), 2869 nucleotides long. Its product is annotated as AP-2 complex subunit beta-like. Lineage: Eukaryota; Metazoa; Chordata; Mammalia; Primates; Hominidae. The record is from RefSeq and is a predicted model, not a curated record. Gene Ontology annotation, cellular component: clathrin adaptor complex; membrane coat. Gene Ontology annotation, biological process: intracellular protein transport; vesicle-mediated transport. Gene Ontology annotation, molecular function: protein binding.